AUGGCAAGCACACAUAAUCUCAAAAGACAGUCGCUCUUUGACCUCUCCGGCAAAGUGGCCCUUGUCACCGGCGGUGGCUCCGGAAUUGGCCUCAUGGCCGCACAAACCCUGGCCGCCAAUGGCGCAAAGGUCUACAUCUGCGGCCGCACCAAAGAAAAGCUCGACAAGGCCGCAUCAACCCACGGCGAAGGCGCUCCCGGUGAAAUCAUCCCCAUCCGAGCAGACGUCAACUCCAAGGACGGCAUCAAAGUCCUCUUUGAAGAAAUCCAGUCACGAGAAAAGUGUCUCUGCAUCCUCGUCAACAACGCCGGCGUCAGUGGCGAGAAGCACACCACCGCAGAAGCGAAUUCCGCAGAGGAGCUGAAACAGUCACUCUUUGACAGCGAUUCGUCGACGUUUGAUGACUGGCUUGAAACGUAUAGGACUAAUGUCACGGCAAUGUACUUUACCACUGCUGCUUUUCUGCCGCUGUUGCAGAAGUCGACUGAGACUCAUACUGGGUGGUCAUCUACCGUUAUCAACAUCACUUCCAUCUCCGGCUUAAUCAAGACCAGUCAACACCACUUCAGCUACAAUGCAUCAAAAGGAGCGGCUGAACACUUGACGCGCAUGAUGGCUGCGGAAUUUGCUGCCGCUGGGCUCAAGAUUCGCGUUAAUAGCAUUGCGCCGGGGGUUUUCCCUAGUGAGAUGACGACUGGAGAGAGCGACGAGAGACAAAAGAGCCAGCUGGAUAGUGAGAGGUUUGAAAGCAUGAUUCCUGCUAGGCGGCCGGGAAAGGAUGAGGACAUGGCGCAGGCGGUGCUAUUUCUGGCUGGGAAUCAGUUCGUCAAUGGGCAGAGAGUGGUGGUUGACGGAGGGCAUACGCUCGCCGAUGGAAUGUAG
Molecule: messenger RNA, 882 nt
Organism: Trichoderma atroviride IMI 206040
Lineage: Eukaryota; Fungi; Ascomycota; Sordariomycetes; Hypocreales; Hypocreaceae
Molecular function (GO): oxidoreductase activity
Source: RefSeq, a predicted model, not a curated record